Molecule: messenger RNA, 2826 nt
Organism: Adineta steineri
Lineage: Eukaryota; Metazoa; Rotifera; Eurotatoria; Adinetida; Adinetidae
Source: the annotation of a GenBank genome assembly
AUGCAACCUUCAGCUAAGUAUGAUUAUUGUACACUACCAAGGAUCAGUGGAAAAACAAAUUAUCAAUCAAAAUGGAUUGAUUUUAAUAUAAUGAAAACGAAUAAAUAUGAUUUAGAAUAUUUAUUGGAUCGUUCAGCUCGAAAAUUACGGUAUAAAUCUAAACGUACAAAAGAAUAUGUACAUAAAUUGAAUGAUGUUAUUAUUAAAUUAAAUGGAAUUACUUUUGAUACAUUAGUAAAUAUUCCUUCGCAUAUAUUUUAUUAUUCUAUUAGAAAUAUAAUUCGAGAUCUUUUACUUGAUUGGCAUUUUUCAUCGGAAUUAACGGAAGAAGAAACUUAUCUUCUUCGAAAUUCUAUACUUUUUUUUGAUCGUCUUGUUAAUAUUAUUAAUGAUGUUACAAAAUUAACAUUAUGGUUAAUUGAACCAUCAUUAAUUAAUUCGUUAGCUGACUGUAUGAGUGAUAUUGAUCAACUUCUUUAUGAUAAUAGACAAAAACAAAAUUUUAAGCAAUUAAUACGUCUCUUCGAUAUAUUUAAUAAUUAUUAUCAACGAUUACCAGUAAAAUUUCAAAAUGAAGAUGGACUUUAUGCUUUAUUUAAAGGAACCAUGGAUUGUCUUGUUUCAUCAAAAUAUGAACGAGCUUUUAAAAAAUUAAAACCUGAUGCUGAAUCAAUGACAAAUGAACAGAAAUUUUUUCUUAUUAAAUGUCCUUCAUUUUUUAGUUCUUAUCGUGGUUCACAAUCAAGUAAAGUUAUAGAACAAUUAUUAGAUACAAUGGUACCACGUUAUGCAUCAUUAAUUGAUAAACAUAUUCAUUCAAUAAAUGAAUGGAAAUCUCCUAUGAUACAUGCAGUUCAUCAUCUUUUAUUAACUGUCAUUUAUGCUCGAGGUUAUUAUGCACCAUAUGCUACCGGUCAACCAUUACAAUGGCUUAUUGAUCAUAUUGUUCAUAUUAUUAAUGAACCAUCAUUUAUAACUAAAGUUAAUGAAAAAGCAACAAAUCCUGAAACAUUAUUAAUUCAUUCAGCACUUCGUACAUUAACUGCAUUUGUUCAUGAACCUGAUUUACUUGUUUAUAUCAAACAACUUAAAAUAACCUCGAUAUUUCGUUCAUUAAUUUUAUUACCAAAUGAAUCCAUUGUAUUACAUGCAUAUGUUAUGUUAUCUUAUACAUUAGAAGAAAAUGAUAUAAAAGCAUCGGAGAAAGAUUCAGGUCGUUUACUUUCAAAAAUAUUUGAUUCAUUAAGAAAAAAAACGAAAUCACUUUCAGUUUUAAAUAAAAAUGAAGAAAUUACUGAACGUAAUAUUUCUUUACUUACGGAAGCUUUACAAGUUCUUGUUCAACAUGAUCAAAUUAAAACUGAAAUAUUAAAACAAAAUGCUUUACCUUUAUUGGUUAAUAGUUGUCAACAUUUUAAUGAUCAAUCGAAACGUUUAGUACUUGAAUCACUUGGUUCAAUAUCAUUUGAUGUCGAAGCAGCAAGAUUAUUACGUGAUAAUAAACAAUUUAUUAAAUCAAUGGAAGAUAUGCAAAAAACAACUGAUGACGGUAUAAGAAAAGCAGCAGAAAAAAUUGUUUGGAAUCUUCAAGAAACUGAAAGAGAAAAAAAACUAGUAAAAGAAAAAUUUGAAUUCGAUUAUAAAAAAGAAACUGAUUCUAAAAUAGAAAAAUAUCAAUAUGAUAUUAUGAUAUCAUAUUGUCAUGCUGAUAAAGAACUUGUUUGUAGAAUAUAUGAAUUUUUAUCUGAUAAAGGUUUUAAAAUUUGGUUUGAUCGAGAUAAUAUAUAUGGACCAGCAAUGCAAUCGAUGGCUACUGCAGUAGAAAAUGCUGAAUAUGUGAUUCUUUGUAUGUCGGACUCAUAUAAACGUAGUGUUUAUUGUCAAGCUGAAGCUGAAUAUGCAUUUCGUUGUAAACGACGUUUAUUGCCAAUUAUUGUACGACAAGGUUAUCGAGCUGAUGGAUGGUUAGGUAUAUUACUUGGUACUCGUAUUUAUAUAGAUUUUGGUCGAUUAGAAUUUAAAACAGGAUGUGAAUUAAUUGUAAAAGAAAUUUCAUUACAAAGAGAAAAUCCAUAUAGUAAUAAUGAAAUUACAAGUGGAUAUAUGUCAAGUGAUGAAAAUACACAUGAUUUUGCAUCGGAUAUAAUGCCAUUAACAAGAACAUUAAGUGAAAUGAUGGAAAAAUCACGUUUACCUGAGGAAUAUACAACACGUAAUACAUUAAAAGCAACUUAUCGUUCAAUAUCAAUUAAUCGAUGGACAAGAAAAGAUGUACUUGACUUUUUAUAUGAUACAAAUCUUCAUUAUAUGAUGCCAUUAUGUGAAUUUAUGACAGGUUAUGGAUUAAUUAAAUUGUUUCGAAUAUGUCAAACAAAACCAAAUCAAUUCUAUUGUCAAUUAAAUGAAGAAUUAAAUGCAAGAUUUGGUGGUUUACGUUUACCAUUAGGUGUUUUUACCGAAUUUCUUAGUGAAAUCGAUCGAUUAAUUGAUUCAGCAUCUAUAAAAGAUAUUGAACAAGAUGCAUUUGAUUCUCGUGCUAGUUUAACAUCGAGAUCAUCAUCAUUAUCACCAACAUCAACAAUUAUUAAACAUUAUAUAAAAACAUCAAGGUCAAGUUCAUUAUUAGAACCAUUACAAAAACCAGAUUAUCCACCUCCUUCUAUAUCAUCACCUGUACAAACUAUAUCACCAACUCUAACAAUAAUUCAAUCACAACACAUUCCUCAUGUAACUGAACAAACAAAUGAUACAACAGAAGCUCUUACUCCAUCACUUUUUUCAUAUGUUGAAUCACUUCAAGCAACAUUUUCUACUCGUUCGAAAUAA